AUGUACACUGAAUUGAGAAAUAUGUAUCCUAAAGACAGUGAAGAUGAUAUAGUGGUUGAAAGUAUGAAAAAGUCACAUAAAAAUAUGCUCCAAUUUGUUAUACCAAAUGUAAUUUUUAUGCUGUGCUUCAAUUCGAUUCCCUUGAUUAUGAUGUCUGCACAAUACUUUAAAGGCCAAGAAAUAACACUUUCUUUGCCGUACCUUAUUUGGUAUCCAAUAGACGUUUAUGUUAUGCCUUUGUAUAUUUUUAUAUAUGCAUUUCAAGUUUGGGCUAGCAUCGUUGCAAUUGGCGGCAUUUUAGCUGCUGAUUGUCCAUUUUCCCUAUAUACUGCACAUGUUUGCAUGCAUUUCCGUCUACUAGCACAAAAAAUGCGAACAUUGACUUCCAAAAGUGAGCAUAGAUUGUUGGAUCUACAAGAACUUCGCCCUUGUAUAGAAGAACAUCAAAAAUUAAUCGAAAUUGAAAAUAUUUUUAGUCCUUCUAUAUUGGUAAAUUUUAUUGGAAGUUCGAUUAUGAUUUGUCUUUCAGGAUUCCAAAUUACGGCUGGCGUCACAAUUGACGAGUUAAUAUCAUACAUAAUAUUUUUAACAACAUCGCUUCUGCAGAUUUACACGCUUUGCUCAUAUGGAAAUCAACUAAUCGAUACGAGUAGCGAAAUUGCUUGGGCUGCAUAUGAUUCACCAUGGACUGAUGCUAGUAUGGAGUAUAAAAAAUCUUUGCAAUUCAUGAUAUUAAGAGCACAACGUCAGCAGACUUACACGGCGAUGAAAUUUUCUACUGUAUCAUUUGAGAGUUUUGGAGCAGUUCUGAAAGCUUCCUUUUCUUAUUUUACUCUUCUGCGAACGGUUUUCAGCAAAGAUUAG
Molecule: messenger RNA, 864 nt
Organism: Ctenocephalides felis (cat flea)
Lineage: Eukaryota; Metazoa; Arthropoda; Insecta; Siphonaptera; Pulicidae
Product: odorant receptor 4-like
Exons: 7
Coding region: 1-864 (287 amino acids)
Biological process (GO): detection of chemical stimulus involved in sensory perception of smell; sensory perception of smell
Cellular component (GO): plasma membrane
Molecular function (GO): odorant binding; olfactory receptor activity
Source: RefSeq, a predicted model, not a curated record